UGAGUAAUGAAUGGUGUGUAGAAGGGCCACGCUAUAAAAGAUCAAUUGAUAGGGACGACAUUAAGAAAAUUAUAAAGGUUGAAGGAUCUUUGAACUUGUUAAACCACCCAUUCUAUCUAUACAAGUCUCCCCUGGCUAGGCAAACAAAUCAAAAUUCUCAAGGAAAGAUCCUAGUAACCUUCCAAUUGACUUAAACAACUUUUUAGAGUCAUCAUACAAAGAUAUUUCCUCGUGACUUCAGUCUUAUGGAAAGAUCGUAGCUCGCUCAUGGAAUGUGAAGAAAUAAAUUAUAAAUUCAAAUAUAUAUAUUAGACAAUUCUGGAUAAAUAACCCUCUUUUCCCAUCAAAAUAGAAAAGAAAAAAUAAUAAUUUCACCAUAAUCUCUUAAUUCAUGUUUUUAAGGUAAAUAUGAACUUAUAUCUCACUAAUAUAACCAAGUCAAUAGUCAUGUUCUAUACAACCACUCUCCCAUUACCAACACCAGUACACCACCCUCUUAACCUUACACCAUUCCACCACCAGCUGCACAGCCCCUUCUGAUUCCUCCACCAAUGCACCCCCUCACCACCACCUCCUCUUUCCUUCUCACCCUCUUUUUCUCCCUCCACUUAACGACAUCGCUUCUUUCCAAUGACACUGGUAAUCUUUCAAACUGCAAUCAAAACUUCUCCUGUGGUAACCUCACAAACGUCACCUACCCGUUCACUGGUGGCCUACGUCCAUCCCACUGCGGUCCACCGGAGUUCGGCCUCACAUGUGAGGAUGAAUCAGUCACCAUCCUAAAAGCUAACUCACUGAGUUACCGAGUCACUCAUCUUGACCAGACCAGCCAAACCUUAAGACUCUCACGUUCAGACCUCUACGACGACGGAAAAUGCACCCGCCAAUUCACUAACACCACUCUGGAUGACAGAAUCUUCAGUCUUGGUUCCAGCCAUGAACUUUAUUUGUUUUAUGGAUGCAAGAAGAUUAACGACUCUGUCAUGGAAUCAGAUCAGCUACCAAAAAUCUCUAGGUUCUCUUGUGACAAUCAUGGAGUUACAGAAGAAGGGUUUUUCUCGAUUGUUUACCCUUACGGUACUGAAUAUUCUUUACCGAAUACGUUUGAGUGUCAAACUAAUAUUCGAGUGCCAAUUCUUAGUACUCGGGCACAACAGCUUUUUGAUAACGAGUCAGUAGUUGGUGAGGUUUUGAAAGAAGGGUUUGAUGUCAGUUAUAGCAAUCCUUACAGUGCUAAUUGUACAAAGUGUUACAAGGAGCACCCUGGUGGGUAUUGCGGGUUUGAUACACAGUUGGGUAAACCUAUUUGCGUUUGUAAUGAUCAGCUCUGUCCUGGAUCUUCUAUGAGUGGUAGGCGACUACAGAUUGGUGCAGGUAAUAAUAUAAAUUUUAUAAUUAUAAGAAAUCCAAUAUUCUCUUUUGAUGAUGAUGAUGCAUUUGGAAUGACAGGCACAUUAGCAGCUGUGGCAGCGAUAUUAACUUUAUCCAUAAUUACAAUAUAUCUCACUAGAAGAGAAGGUUCCUUUAGUGCUGUCAUAGCAAUGACCUUCAGGCUGAAGAAACCACAGCAUGUUGGCAUGGUUGAAACAUUUAUGAUGGACUACCAUUCUCUUACUCCAAAGCGUUAUUUGUAUUCAGACAUCAAGAAAAUGACCAAAUCAUUCGUCAAUACACUAGGUGAGGGAGGAUUUGGUAAUGUAUAUAGAGGAAAGUUACCAGACAACGGUCGUCUUGUAGCUGUAAAAAUCCUAAAAGAGUCCAAAGGUGAUGGAGAAGAGUUCAUGAAUGAAGUUGCAAGUAUCAGUAGAACUUCUCACGUGAAUGUAGUUACCCUUUUGGGCUUCUGCUACGAGAGGAAUAAAAGAGCUUUGAUUUAUGAAUUCAUGCCCAAUGGAUCUUUAGAUAACUUCCUAUCUGAUAAAGGAUCCCCACAUACAAACUAUCGUUUAGAAUGGAAAAAAUUAUAUGAAAUUGCAGUUGGUAUUGCUAGAGGUCUGGAGUACUUGCAUAGAGGGUGUAACACUCGGAUUGUGCAUUUUGACAUAAAACCUCACAACAUUCUUCUUGAUGAAGACUUUUGUCCAAAGAUCUCUGAUUUUGGUCUCGCGAAGCUAUGCAAGAGCAAAGUAAGUAAGAUUUCGAUGAUAGGUGCCAGAGGAACUAUUGGUUACAUAGCGCCUGAAGUAUUCUGCAGAUCUUUUGGAGGAGUAACUUAUAAGUCUGAUGUGUAUAGUUAUGGGAUGAUGGUUCUUGAAAUGGUCGGACAAAGUAAAGACUUUGAUAUGGGAUCGUUGGAAACCAACGAGUUGUAUUUCCCGGAUUGGUUUUAUAUGUAUCUUGAUCCAGGAGAGAUUUCAACAUUUCAUGGAGGUAUAACGGAGGAGGAAAACGAGAUUGUUAAAAAGAUGAUUUUAGUGGGUUUGUGGUGCAUCCAAACCAUUCCAUCACAUAGACCAUCAAUGACAAAGGUUGUAGAGAUGUUUGAAGGCAGUCUUCAGUCUUUGCAAAUUCCACCGAGACCUUCCCUUUCCUCUCCUAGAAGGUCCGCUCAAGAUCACUCUUCCACUGUAUCAUCACUGCCUUGCGUGUCGUCCCAGGGGGGUGGGGUAAACACAUUGUUUGCAGAUGAAAGUGACUUGUAACUGGAAAUUGCAAAUUUUAUUUGGCCUGAUAAAAAUAAAAAAAAACAAACCUAUAUUUGUUCUUCAUCUAAGUGCUGUUUUUGGUUGAAUUAAUUUUUCUAUGAUAUAGCUCAUGUACGGGAGGAAACUCUCUCAGUGCUAAGAGACACUAUCCUCUCACCUUUAUUUUUAUUUAUUUUUUUGUCCAUGAUGUUAACAAAUUCUAGUAUGUACUUGAUAUUCAAUAUGCGGAAAGCGUAGAAUUGAUCUGUUCCUGCUUGUCAUUGUUUACAAUUUCAAAGGGUAGACAAGACUCGGAGGUUGAGCUUAUUAUUACUUGUGAUUAAUGUCAUCAAUGCUUCAUUGCAUUUUUCAUAGUGAACUUCUAUGUAUUUCUUACUCGUCUUCUUAUUUUGCUUGAGCAGUUGAAUUAAAACGGAAUCGUCUAACUUCGAAAAUUUACCAGAAAACUUCAGGAAACUGAACAUAAAUCUUCUACUCUUCAUCAAGAAGUUUCUCGUAGUCAUUCAUGUGAACUGGUGCCUGUGUAUGGUAGGGAGCAUAGAGGGAAGGUCUUCAAAGGCUUGUGAAGAUCUUUCAGCUGCGUCUAUAGGGUUCAGAAGGGGUCGUUCAUGAUGGAAGGCAGUUCGAGCUUUCACAAUGAACCAGCAUCUCAUAGCAGCCUGUGACAGCAGGUGGAAGAAUGGUCGGAAAUGGAAGGCUUCUAAUUUUCCUCCUAAGAAAACUACAGAGACCUUUAGGUUACCAAGCUGGUCAUGAAAUGAAUAUGGGAUGCUCUAGGUUUUCUUCAACUAGUAGCUUGACCACUAUGGAGCUUCUCACCCUAGAACAAGUCACACUACGUAUUUGGUAACCAUUUUAUAAUACUAUGUGAUGAGUGGCCUUUUAAUGUCUACUUGGUUAUGACAAAAAAAAGGUCAAUUUGCUCUAACACCUGCAAAUUGUCCCCGUAUUCUCUCUUUAUCUGUGAAAAUGCAAUCCCAGCUCUUUCCAGCCA
Molecule: messenger RNA, 3639 nt
Organism: Populus nigra (black poplar)
Lineage: Eukaryota; Viridiplantae; Streptophyta; Magnoliopsida; Malpighiales; Salicaceae
Product: LEAF RUST 10 DISEASE-RESISTANCE LOCUS RECEPTOR-LIKE PROTEIN KINASE-like 2.4
Exons: 2
Coding region: 552-2642 (696 amino acids)
Biological process (GO): protein phosphorylation
Molecular function (GO): protein kinase activity; ATP binding; polysaccharide binding
Source: RefSeq, a predicted model, not a curated record